Messenger RNA from Folsomia candida, 1296 nucleotides. Its product is annotated as dehydrogenase/reductase SDR family member 7. Gene Ontology annotation, molecular function: oxidoreductase activity. The record is from RefSeq and is a predicted model, not a curated record. Lineage: Eukaryota; Metazoa; Arthropoda; Collembola; Entomobryomorpha; Isotomidae. The transcript is spliced from 7 exons. Bases 111 to 1094 code for a protein of 327 amino acids.
GUAACAAUACAAUAAUGCGGUUUAAACAUAGAGCUAUUUAAUAAUCUGGUUUAACUACACACUAUUUUAUAAUUCUGUUCAGUUUGCAUACGUGGCACGUGCAUUUUCUAAUGGAUUGGGUUAGUCUUUUUGGCACGAUUUUGUGCAUUCUUUGUAUAAGCGUUUUCAUUGUUAUGUGUAUCGGUGAUUCGGAUGUACUUACUGCAUUGUAUUGCUACAUCGGGAUACAACCUGUUCAUGCAUUUAGAGACAAAGUAAUCUGGAUCACAGGAGGAUCUUCUGGAAUUGGAGAAGCAAUUGCUAAAGAAUUGGCGAAAUGCAACUCUGCAAAAAUUGUUUUGUCCGCUAGGAGAAAGGAAGAACUUUUACGAGUCAAGAGCGAGUGUCUAGAACUUAAUCCGGUUAGAGAUCAAAGCUCAAUUUUAGUGCUAGCUUUGGACAUCACUGACUAUUCUGAACAUGAGGGUGCACUUAACAAAGUUUUAGCAGAAUUUGGGAAGCUUGAUGUUCUAAUUUCCAAUGCGGGCCGUUCUCAACGGGCAGCCUGGCCUCAGACGGAAUUGGCAGUGGAUAAGGAUUUGUUUGAGCUGAAUGUGUUUUCGCUCCUCAAUUUGAAUAGAAUUGUAGUUCGGCAUUUUCUUGAAGUAGGUCGUGGGGGACAACUGGCUAUCAUGUCGAGCAUUGCCGCAAAAAUGGGGGUGUAUCAUUCGGGAUCUUAUUCAGGGUCAAAGUUUGCACUCCACGGCUACUUCAAUAGUCUACGAAAUGAAACGUAUACGGACAACAUUGAUGUUACCUUAAUUUGUCCAGGUCCUGUUUUUUCACCAAUUUUACGAAAUGCAUUCACAUCCAAACUGGGUCAGGUUGUAGACCAAGAGUAUACUAGUGGUGAUAGACGAAUGACGGCAGACCGGUGUGCUUACCUAAGUUUGAUCGCCAUUGGGAAUAGAUUGGAGGAAACAUGGGUGGCACUUUCUCCCAUCGUUCUUUUCACCUACUUGGCUGCUUAUCAACCCUAUCUAUUUUCGAAACUAAGCAGGUUUGUACACUCAAACGGGCUGUAUUUCCGUGCCAGAGGUGCCAAAGAUCGGUAAAGCAGCAUUUCAGAAAUAUUCCGACCUCAAAAGUAUAUGGAUUAUAAAUUGUUGAGGAAUAUAAAAAUAUUUGUCUCGAUACGUUUAAGUAAUACAUACUCACAUGGAUGCAGGAUGAACUGUAAUUAAUAAAGUAACUAUUAAAAUUAUAGUAGGCUUCAAAUAAAGUACGUAUGAUGGUUUCGAGAUACAAAUUCUAUAA